AUUCGAGACGCAGACGCGGCUUCACUCCACACCCGAUGCGCAGUGAGCUCAGCGACGUUUCGCCGACACACAUGACGCUGCACGACGCGAGUUGACAGUUGUUGACAGUUCGAUAAAUCGAGAGCGUGGAUACUUCGGCCACGGCUGGCAAUCCACGAUGAGUGACUACAAAAUACCGAUGAUCGAGCCGACUAUAGACUACGCAAAGGUGCCGCCGAUCAAUCAAAAGCGCACGGUUUCCUUCAUAAAUCACUUUAUCACCUACACCGUCACGUUUCUCAACAAAUUCGCCUUGUCCUGCGAGGAGAGGCUGUUCCACUUCGAGAAUAAGCUGCAAAAGUUAGAAGCGUCGUUAGAAAUAUUAGAAUCGCGGGUACGUGUAUUCCUGCGAGAGCAUAGCGUACGGAGAAAUUGUAAGAGAGAGUUAUCUUCUAUACCUGGUUUAGAGCAAGAGCAUCAUAAAGACUCGAGUAACGUUAAUGAGAAUGAUACAAGUAAAUUAGAAGAGGUAGAAGCACGUCAAGGGGACGAGCCUGACGAUAGCGAGACGAAGCCGAAGGACGAGGAGAAAGAGGUACAGUCUGCAGUUAAAGAUCCACGCUACGAGAAGUAUCUGAAAAUGUUGCACUUUGGUGUGCAAAAAGAAGCAGUUAAGUUGAAACUGGAACAGGAAGGAUUGGAUACCUCUAUAUUAGACAAUCCGCAACAGGUAGUUUCGAUACCACGAUUGUCAGAGAACGAUGAGAAUUCAGGCGACUAAGUACUAAGGUAAUCGCUGUACGCGCCAAUCAUCUAAAGCAUAUUUAGAAAAUUUUGCAUUAUGAAAUACAGAAUAAAGACAUGUACAAAU
Molecule: messenger RNA, 850 nt
Organism: Vollenhovia emeryi
Lineage: Eukaryota; Metazoa; Arthropoda; Insecta; Hymenoptera; Formicidae
Gene: CCDC53
Product: WASH complex subunit CCDC53
Exons: 4
Coding region: 158-760 (200 amino acids)
Biological process (GO): exocytosis; actin filament polymerization
Cellular component (GO): WASH complex
Source: RefSeq, a predicted model, not a curated record